AUGAAGCAUCUUAUAUUUUUAGCUGUACUAUGUUGUGUGAUACCGGUUGUAGUUCCGGCUAAAUAUCUACCAAAAUGGAAGAAACAGGCGUGCGAACUGCCGGCGGUGCAGAGCGAGCACAGCCACUACGUGUGCGAUGACAAGGGGGAGCCGAAGUGUCUUCCCGGAUGGCAGGGUGACCUUUGCGAUGUGCCCAUUUGCAAGAAGGGAUGCGAUCCUUUGCAAGGAUAUUGUAACCGACCGGGUGAAUGCCGCUGUAAAUUAGGUUUCUACGGUGAACGCUGCAACAAAUGUAUUCCCUUGCCGGGAUGCCAGCAUGGAUAUUGUAACGUGUCCUUUGAGUGUCAGUGCCGCCCCGGAUGGGAUGGCAUUUUCUGUUCAGAGCCAAUCUGCCGCUCGGACUGCCACGCGACUCGAGGGUACUGCGAGGGACCAGGUGAAUGCCGUUGCCGUCUCGGCUGGGCUGGGCCCACGUGCCGAUCCUGCCAGCCCCUGCCUGGCUGCCAACACGGCUACUGUGACAAGCCGCUCGAGUGCAAAUGCCUACCUGGUUACACUGGGCUUCUGUGCCAAACUCCAAUCUGUGCUCCUGGUUGUCACGGCGAGCGUGGCUACUGCCGGCGUCCAGGCGAGUGCCGUUGCAAAGUGGGCUGGACUGGGAAAAACUGCACGCAAUGCCACCGAUACCCCGGCUGCGUCCAUGGUACAUGCAACCGACCUUGGGAGUGCAUCUGCAAGCAAGGCUGGGGUGGCAUGCUGUGCGAUGAAGAACUGAACUACUGCGAGAAGAAUCCCGGCACCUGUAAGAACGGCGGUAAAUGUCAGUCGUUGGAAGCCGGUGACGGACAUUUCAGGUGCAACUGCCCUCCCGGUAUCCGCGGGAAACACUGCGAGGAUCUGCCAGAUAGCAUGACAACAACAGAGGAGACGGAAACCGUUACAACUGUAUCAGAAGUAUCAGUGGGGUCCGAAGCAUCAGUUGAAGAGAAUGUAGAAGUUAAUUCAUCUGUUGAAGUUGAAGUUUCGACAAAGGAGCCUGACAACGAUGAAAAUGAGACUGAAUAA
Messenger RNA from Parnassius mnemosyne (clouded apollo), 1065 nucleotides. NCBI's taxonomy places the organism in Eukaryota, Metazoa, Arthropoda, Insecta, Lepidoptera, Papilionidae. The record is from the annotation of a GenBank genome assembly.